AUGAUGUAUUAUCGAGAGACAGCCGUCAAAUUCCAAAAAGAGUGGCACGUCGAGGAACCUCACCGACAGCUAGAUUUCGCGCAACAUGUCAAAAGCCAUGCGCUAGUCAAUGUCAUAAACAAGGGUCUAUUGUAUAACUCAUUAGAAAGAGAGCAUGCACAGUCGCAACAGUUAUCCCGUGAUGCCGCUGCGGCGGCAGUGGCCGAGGCGAUGCAACUAGGUAUUUUUGGUCCACUACUUGCAGGUCCACCGCUUCACCAGCAGGAGCAGGAGCAGGAGGAACAGCAGCAAACGGAGGAAAUGGACCAGGAUGACGAGGCAGAGACAGAAACAGUAGCUGCAGCGACAACUACGUCCGGUGUUGAUGCAGAAAAUAACCGAAAGCGUCAAAUUGAAAGGCAAUCACAAACGGCGCUUCUGAAUGGUUCCCCAGCUAAGCGACCAAGACUGAGUAAUGGGUACGAAAAUGGGGUGGAUGCAGCCACAACUCCGAUGGAACUUGACGGGCAGAACCACGACAACCAUGCUUACCCUUCCCCCCAAGAGGGCGAACAGGCGCCAACACCAACUCCCCGAACUGACGGGCCCGACCAGGGCACACAGGUUGACAAAGUCCAGGAAUUGGCUACCGAAACCAUAUUUAUCCCCCUAGGCUCUGGUCACGACGAUGCGCCAACAUCUUCGCCAACCACAGCAUUGGCAAGAAUCAAUGGCGAGAACGCGCCUGUGCUACUGCAUUGUCAGUGGCAUCCCCGAGAUCCCACCAUCUUGGCGGCUGCUGGAACCGAUGCGCUAGCCCGCAUCUGGAACGUUUCUCGUGGAGCCACAACCGACCCUGCAUUCAAUGGUCACGUGAAUGGCGGCAGUCCAAGUUUCCACUCCCUAGUCGAAGACGAUAUUAAGUCCACGGCCACAGUUACUGCGAUGGCCUGGAAUUGGGACGGGUCUACUAUCGCUGUCGCUACAGAUUCGGAAUCGAAAGCUCGAAUUGACCUCUGGACUUACGAAGGUGCUCAUCUACAACGUUUCGAGGUUGCCGAACCUCCCGUCUUUAAACUGCGCUGGAAUCCUAAUAAUACAGCUAUCUUGGGCAUCGCACCGGAUAACGGCGGUGCCUUAAUAACUAUUUACCAUGCCUCAUCGACUAAUACACUGACAUAUUCCCUCCCACGACACGAUCUUGAUUCGGAGCCGCUAGAUGCUGCAUGGAUUAGCGAAUCCGAGUUUCUAAUAGGUGGUGGUGACUUAUUAAUAGCUUUAAGGUGUGCUGAUGGGGAAAUUGGUGAAAUCCGGAAGUUCGACACUCGCGAAGGUGAUACCUUAACCCAAGUCCAAUUUGACUGGAAGACUUCGCUGGUGGCUACUUGUGGGGAGAAAGGGUUUGUCGACAUCUGGGACAGCAACGGUAAGCGGCGUGAGAUAGAAGCGCACUAUGAUGCGGUCACGGCGUUAGCUUGGCAGCCCUUGCAGCAGACACCCCCGGAUGACGAGCGGCUCUUGGCUUCUGGUGGUGAGGACGGGGCUAUUUUUAUAUGGAAUGCCCUGGCUCUUAACGGGAAAGCGAAAUGUUCUAUGACCAUGGAUUCUCCAAUCGUUUCGAUGGCAUUUACCCCCGAUGGCGCAUUUAUUGCUGUAGCUACGAUCGAGAAAAUUUUAAUCUGGAAGGUCGGUGACUGCAAUAUUCCCCGGGCAAGUUGGAGCCGAGCGCCCCAUCCCGGUUGGCUCAGCCCACGAAUGAACCCCGAGUCGGAGAAGGAGGACGAACAUUGUUUAGAAUGGGAUAUAACAGGCCAUAAACUUGCUUAUGGAGUCAACAGCCGGCUCGCUAUUAUCAACUUCCGAUGA
Daldinia loculata is the source of this 1845-nucleotide messenger RNA. RefSeq names its product WD40 repeat-like protein. The record is from RefSeq and is a predicted model, not a curated record. Gene Ontology annotation, biological process: regulation of transcription by RNA polymerase II. Gene Ontology annotation, molecular function: protein binding; transcription corepressor activity. Gene Ontology annotation, cellular component: Set3 complex. The coding region runs from base 1 to 1845 and encodes 614 amino acids. Lineage: Eukaryota; Fungi; Ascomycota; Sordariomycetes; Xylariales; Hypoxylaceae. The transcript is spliced from 5 exons.